Molecule: messenger RNA, 1375 nt
Organism: Ochotona curzoniae (black-lipped pika)
Lineage: Eukaryota; Metazoa; Chordata; Mammalia; Lagomorpha; Ochotonidae
Gene: MAF1
Product: MAF1 homolog, negative regulator of RNA polymerase III
Exons: 8
Coding region: 188-952 (254 amino acids)
Biological process (GO): negative regulation of transcription by RNA polymerase III
Cellular component (GO): nucleus
Molecular function (GO): RNA polymerase III core binding
Source: RefSeq, a predicted model, not a curated record
GGGCCGCCAGGGCCGGGAGUGACGGGACGUCGCGGCGGAGCGGCCCGAGGCCCUGAGGCCCACGGCCCGAGGCCUUGGUCGGCCAGGCAGGCAGCAGAGCUCUCAGGCAGGCGGGCGGGGAGACCACCAGCCUUGCCCGUCGGCCCUCAGGCAGCACAGCCCCCCGGAGCACCCCGCACACAAGAACAUGAAGCUGUUGGAGAACUCGAGCUUCGAGGCCAUCAACUCACAGUUGACGGUGGAGACGGGAGACGCACACAUCAUUGGCAGGAUUGAGAGCUAUUCGUGCAAGAUGGCAGGCGACGACAAGCACAUGUUCAAGCAGUUCUGCCAGGAGGGUCAGCCCCACGUGCUGGAGGCACUGUCCCCACCGCAGACCUCGGGCCUGAGCCCCAGCAGGCUGGGCAGGAGCCAGGGCGGCGAGGACGAGGGCCCGCUCAGCGACACGUGCAGCCGUAAGACCCUCUUCUACCUGAUCGCCACGCUCAAUGAGUCCUUCCGGCCCGACUACGACUUCAGCGCGGCCCGCAGCCACGAGUUCAGCCGGGAGCCCAGCCUGAGCUGGGUGGUGAACGCUGUCAACUGCAGCCUCUUCUCUGCUGUGCGAGACGACUUCCGGGCCCUCAGGCCGCAGCUGUGGGAUGCUGUGGACGACGAGAUCUGUCUGGCUGAGUGUGACAUCUACAGCUAUAACCCCGACUUGGACUCAGAUCCCUUCGGGGAAGACGGCAGCCUCUGGUCCUUCAACUACUUCUUCUACAACAAGCGGCUGAAGCGCAUUGUUUUCUUCAGCUGUCGCUCCAUCAGCGGUUCCACCUACACCCCGUCGGAGUCCGGCCAGGAGCUGGACAUGGAGCUGGGGGAAGAGGAGAUGGAGAAAGAGCCAGGCGGCGAGGCGGGGGCGGAGGAGGCCGGCGCCAGGGAGGACAGAGUCCCUGUGGUUUGUAUGUGACGGCGAGGAGGAGGAGCAGAGCCAGCUUCGUCCAGCUUGGACCAGGCGCACACCUGCUGGCCUGAGGUGCCCGGGCCGCCCUGCUGCUGGCCGGAGCCCGGCGCUGCCCCCGGCCACGCCUGCCGGCUCUGGGCUCAGCCUGCACUCUCCUGCCCCGUGCCAGGCUGCGCUGGGCAGCAGGGACCCUGCGACACAGCGGCGGCGACAAGGACGCUGGACCACAGAGUUUAUUUUUGUAUUUCCCUCCGGGGCCACACUCCAGCCCGCGGGGCCCUGUGUGUGGACCCCUGCGCGCACAGCCCCCGGCUCUGACCUUGGAUGGCCCUCGGCGCCCCCGACUCCUCACCUCGCCCGUUGGGCCGUGUGCACUGAGUGUCACUUUGCUGCAGCUCGUUUGUUUCAAAUAAAAGUUUCCUGACUUGG